CAGCAUGAAUCAGGCGAAUGUCUCCGUUGACAACGACUGCGUCUGGUUUGGCGUCACGACGCUGAGAGCUGAAUUUUCUAGUCAGUGAACUCGCACACGAUAGACCGCGUGCUUGCCCGAAUUUUAAUUUUCUUUAUGGAUUUCCCUACAUUUAGGUUAAAAGUGUCCGAAAGGUCGUGAUUAUUGUGCAAAAGACAGGCGCCAAAUUCGGAAUAAUGUUCGAGGAAUGUUUCGGAGACGGUCCUUUCAUAUUCAGGCUGAACGAGAGCGGCACAGGACCACAACUCCUCACUCAGGUUUGUCUGGAGAGGGGCUGGCGCGAGUUUAACUCGGACAGCGGCGACCAGUGGAACCUCUGGUGGCGGACUUCCGGGUUUCCGGUCAGCCACCACCGGAAUCUCUACGCCUGGCAGUACAUAAACCAUAUACCCAAAGGCUCUGCCAUUUGCCGAAAAGACAAUUUAGUCCGUUAUUUGCGCUGCAUGCGAAAAGUUUACGGCUCGAUUUACGAUUUUAGCCCACAUGGGUACAACCUCCCCCUUGAAUACACGAAACUAGCGGCAGAAUGCAGCCGAGGCGGGCGUCCAUUCUCGAGCAAAAAUGACCCGCCCCAUGAUAAACUACUAGAAGAUAAACCAAUUUGGAUUUGCAAACCUGUUGCUCAAAGUCAAGGACGCGGCAUUUUCCUAUUCAGGAAACUGAGCGAACUUAGCUACGAUUCCAAUACGAUUGUGCAGAGAUACAUCGAAAAGCCGCUGCUGAUAGGGGGGUACAAGUUUGACUUGAGACUUUACGUCUGCAUCCCUUCUUACCACCCUGUGACCAUAUACAUGUACAGGGAGGGCUUGGCCCGCUUUGGCACCGAUAAGUUCAGUCUGAACGAUUUACGGAACCCUUUCCGCCAUCUCACCAACUCAUCAAUCAAUAAACUAGGGCCUGGAUAUACGGAAAUGAAGGACAGGAUCGGGUCAGGGUGCAAGUGGACGCUGAGACAGCUCCGGAGGUACUUCCAGCAAGCGGGAAUUUCCGACUGGCUAUUGUGGCAACGCAUUGCGUCUCUUGUUAUUUUAACAGUGCUAAGUCACGUGAACCAAAUUCCACCCACAGUGAAUUGUUUUGAAUUUUUCGGGUUCGACGUGCUAAUUGAUAGCUCGUUGCGGCCGUGGCUACUCGAGGUGAACCUGAGUCCGGCCCUUAGUAACGACUGUGACGCCGACAGAUCCGUGAAAAAGCCUAUGCUGCAUGAUAUGUUCGACCUGCUAGGUCUGCCCCUUUACAACACCGGCCUUUCCGUCUUUGACAUUUUCCUAGACGAACCCAAUGAAAAUAAUAACGAGGAAAAGCCGAAAAAUGUGGCGUUCAAGAGCACUUUAUCCGUGCUGAACGCGGCGGGAAGAUGGCGCCGGAAGCACCGGAAAAUGUCCGCCAAACAAAUCAGCUCCCGCUCCAGUUCGGCAGUCCGGGCCAAAGUCCGGACCGUUUCAGCAACCUCUCCGAAAAUUGUAAAUUUGCCAAAAGUUAACAUUCACUUGCCAAAAACCAAGCCAAAUUAUGAUCUAAACAAAAAUGACGAGGAGGAUUUGAGGAAAACUGGAAUUGCGAAGAAGUGGGGAAACGGUCGCGAUUGGAAUUUCGCCACGAGUAGUGAAGGCGGUUGGGUGCGAAUUUGGCCCAUGACCAUUGAACAGCCCAAUAAAAAUUGCUUCCUGACCGUAAAGCAAAUGGUUUCGAAAGUGAUCAAGUUUACGAAGUCGGCGAAAGAACUGGCGAAGAAUCAUCCGACGGCGUCCGAGUGUCAAUUGAACGAGUUCCUGCAGCAGGAGAUGGACAUGUCCGGGGAGAUUUGGAUACCACCGGUUUAAUUCAUUAUUAAAAAUUGCUGAUUUUUCCUCUUUGCUAAAUUUUCUCUUGUUGACUUUAUCACUGCCUCGAAAUUUGUCUUCAAUAAACUUGUCCGAAAAAA
This is a messenger RNA of Tribolium castaneum (red flour beetle), 1963 nucleotides long. Its product is annotated as probable tubulin polyglutamylase TTLL2. Gene Ontology annotation, cellular component: cilium. The record is from RefSeq and is a predicted model, not a curated record. Gene Ontology annotation, molecular function: tubulin binding; tubulin-glutamic acid ligase activity. Bases 216 to 1862 code for a protein of 548 amino acids. Lineage: Eukaryota; Metazoa; Arthropoda; Insecta; Coleoptera; Tenebrionidae. The transcript is spliced from 11 exons. Gene Ontology annotation, biological process: microtubule cytoskeleton organization; protein polyglutamylation.